AUGGCGAAAAAUACCGGAGAUACAAAAUUCCGAAAAGUCGAUGUUGAUCAGUUAACAGAACCAACAUUUCAAGAUGAAACAAUUGAUGACGUAAAACCCUCCAGUAUAAAUAUAUCUGAAAUUAAUGAUUUAAUUACAAGUGGCAGAUCUACUGAUGCUAUCUUAGCUAUACUACAAAAUGCACCGAUUAACUCAAAAGAUCAACAGGUCAAGGAUACGGUAUUUAAGUUGAUGAUGCGUUUGUUGUCCCAGUUUAAAUCAAAUCAAAAUAUUGAUGAUUUUUUGUCAACAAUGGAUCAAGAGAAAAUUGAUCUGUUAAUGAAAUAUAUUUACCGUGGAUUUGAACAGCCUCAAGAGAUUAGUUGUGCUACGCUGUUGUCAUGGCAUGAAAAGGUUUAUACAUAUGGAAAGGCUGGUUCAGUUGUACGCGUCUUGACAGAUCGUAAACGUGUUUAA
Molecule: messenger RNA, 456 nt
Organism: Trichobilharzia regenti
Lineage: Eukaryota; Metazoa; Platyhelminthes; Trematoda; Strigeidida; Schistosomatidae
Source: the annotation of a GenBank genome assembly